AGGAUUUUCAUGAUAUUGCAUUAAUUUACCUUCACUGUAUUGAGUUGCAAAUUUCUAUAUUCUGCUUUUGGGAUGUUCUCAAGAAAACUCCAAACAUGAUAACUAAGAUGAUCACCCUCUUCCAUUUGUACGGAAAUGUACUCCAAUUGAACAAACUAGAGAAUGGCAAUUCAUACAGCCCUGGACAAACGACUGCAGAAAUAAAAGGAAAGGAACAGCUCAGGAAGACAAGCAGACCAAAUGAAUCCAAAAACUUAAGCUCCUCGGAGCUUGAAGGUCUUACCAGGAACGCAUCCAUAGUGAAUGGCAACUGCAAUACAUGCAUAACUCAUUUGAGAUCCACCAGGACAGAGGCAAAUUUACUUGUAUCGUUAUGCAGUACUCCUAUAUUCUCUUGUUCUUUUGCGCAGCAUAGACAUGCUAUAGUUGUUCAGGUCGAAAAACACUCUCUGGUUGAUUCCGCAAAUCUAUACCUUCAUAAAUGUCUUCACCUCUCAAGAGAAACAUUCUAGUUCUGAAACAUUAGAAAUUUUAGAAUAUGCUAAUUGGCACCUAUUUUUGUGUAGCAAAAGUCAGGAGACUCAGGACCCAGCCAGACUAAUAGGGUGAAGAAAUCUAUUUGAGGGAAUGAUCUUAUACCAAAUUACAUGUCAUGUUAUUAAAUAGUUGGUGUAUGUACAACUUGUAUGGAAGAGAUUAUCAGUCUUUUUUCAAGAUUAAAUAAAUGCAUUUCAAAGGG
This is a messenger RNA of Rubroshorea leprosula, 739 nucleotides long. The record is from the annotation of a GenBank genome assembly. NCBI's taxonomy places the organism in Eukaryota, Viridiplantae, Streptophyta, Magnoliopsida, Malvales, Dipterocarpaceae.